UUUGACGUCAGUGGGGAGUUAAUUUUAAAUCGGUACAAGAUGGCGGAGGGGGAGGAGGUGGCGCGGAGGCAGCAGCCGCACCUGGAGCUGCGGCGCCGGCGGCGGACCAGCGACCCCGGCACCGAGGUUAACCACGUCUCGUCCACGACCUCGCUAGGUGAGGAUUAUGAAGAUGAGAACCUAGUAAACUCUGAUGAGGUUAUGAAGAAACCAUGUCCAGUACAGAUUGUUCUUGCUCAUGAAGAUGACCAUAACUUUGAGCUUGAUGAAGCAGCUUUGGAGCAGAUAUUGCUACAGGAGCACAUUCGUGAUCUUAACAUAGUGGUAGUAUCCGUGGCAGGAGCUUUUCGUAAAGGGAAAUCAUUUCUACUGGACUUCAUGCUUAGAUAUAUGUAUAACAAGGGUCAUCAAAGUUGGAUUGGUGGAAACAACGAACCAUUGACUGGCUUUACAUGGCGAGGUGGUUGUGAAAGAGAAACAACAGGCAUACAAGUCUGGAAUGAAGUGUUUGUGAUUGACAGACCUGAUGGAACAAAAGUGGCUGUGCUGCUAAUGGAUACUCAGGGUGCCUUCGAUAGCCAGUCAACAAUCAAAGACUGUGCAACAGUGUUUGCUCUGAGCACUAUGACUAGCUCAGUCCAGGUAUAUAAUUUGUCUCAGAAUAUUCAAGAAGAUGAUCUUCAGCACUUGCAAUUAUUUACAGAGUAUGGCAGGCUUGCAAUGGAAGAAAUCUACCAGAAACCAUUUCAGACAUUAAUGUUUUUGAUUCGAGAUUGGAGUUACCCUUAUGAACAUUCAUAUGGUUUGGAAGGUGGAAAACAAUUCCUUGAAAAGAGAUUGCAGGUAAAGCAAAAUCAACAUGAAGAGCUACAGAAUGUAAGGAAGCACAUUCACAAUUGUUUCUCAAAUCUUGGUUGCUUCCUUUUACCACAUCCUGGUCUUAAAGUUGCAACUAAUCCUAGUUUUGAUGGGAGAUUGAAAGACAUUGAUGAAGACUUUAAACGAGAGCUUCGAAAUCUGGUGCCAUUGCUGCUUGCCCCUGAGAAUUUGGUGGAAAAAGAGAUAAGUGGAUCUAAAGUCACUUGCAGGGAUCUUGUAGAAUAUUUUAAGGCUUACAUUAAAAUUUAUCAAGGAGAGGAACUUCCACAUCCAAAGUCCAUGCUUCAGGCAACAGCUGAAGCUAAUAAUCUUGCUGCAGUAGCAGGAGCAAGAGAGAUUUAUUGCAGAAAUAUGGAACAGGUAUGUGGUGGAGACAAGCCUUACAUUGCACCUUCAGAUCUGGAACGAAAACAUCUGGAUCUUAAGGAAGUGGCAAUUAAACAGUUUCGUUCAAUUAAAAAAAUGGGUGGAGAUGAUUUCUGCCGUCGUUAUCAGGACCAGCUUGAAGCUGAAAUCGAAGAAACCUAUGCAAAUUUCAUAAAGCACAACGAUGGCAAAAAUAUCUUCUAUGCUGCUCGUACACCUGCCACACUGUUUGCAGUCAUGUUUGCUAUGUAUAUAAUCUCAGGACUGACUGGCUUCAUCGGUCUAAACUCUAUAGCCGUCUUGUGUAACCUGGUCAUGGGUUUGGCACUGACAUCUCUUUGUACUUGGGCAUAUGUUAAAUACUCUGGGGAGUUCAGAGAAAUUGGAACAAUGAUUGAUCAGCUUGCUGAAACACUGUGGGAACAGGUAUUGAAGCCCCUGGGUGAUAAUUUGAUGGAGGAAAACAUAAGGCAGUCUGUAACAAACUCUAUCAAAGCAGGCCUGACUGACCAGGUGUCUCAUCAUGCCCGGUUAAAGACAGACUGACAGUUCAUCUCCUCAUGGACUCCACUCUCCCUCUUGUUCAUGCUUGCUGUACAAUGAGAACUCAAAUACAAAUAAACCAAAGUUUACAAUCAACUGUAGAAGUAGUUUAGUACAACUGGCUUCACAGAUGGCUGCCACAGAGUGUGAAAAUUGUUGGUUGGUUUUAAGCAUUCUGUUCAUGGCUCCUAAGGCAUGGAAAUUGGCUGAGGAGCAUUAGUUUAUCAUGCACAUUUGUGCCAUGUUUUUAAAUCUUUCUUUUCCUUUUUACUUAAGCUAAUGUUAGUGAAAUUUGUUUUAUGUAAAAGGAUAUUUCAGGGAAAUAUUUUAAGAAAUCUAUUUAGAGUCUCUCUAACAGUGUCCCAUUGAAUUUUAAUUUUUAGAGAAGCUAUGAAUCACUGUAUAAGGAAUCAGAUUGGAAUGACAAUGAAGCCUUUAUUGAGCCACUACAUUAAAAGUAUAUAUUGCUUUACUGCCUUCAAUACCAGUAUUACAUAAAUGCAUGUAUCAGAAACUUCACAGAAAUUACAUGACAACUCUUGUAGCUAAGAAAGUGAUUCUGAGGUGUACAUUUGUCUUGCCUUUUGAAAUUUAUAAACCUGCCCUAAAAGGAGAUGCAUAUCUGGGAAUCUGAACUGUCAUUAUGCAGUUUAGCCUUCAUGUACAUAAAAUAUGCCAUUAAUUUUAUUGGGGGAGGAAUUCCAUCCAAAAAUGUUGCCUACAGCUAUGAGUUAAGAGUGUCUGUACAGUGUGUAGCUUUUAUUUUCUAAACUCACAGAUAGGGCAUGUAUAUGAAAUAUAAAUAUAUAAAUAACAAUUUUGUAUUAAAAGUUUUGUAGUUUAUGGCAAAAUCUGGUUCUGUGGUAGGCUAAUAAGUACAGUCCCUGUGAAGGAAUGUUUGUGGCUCACGUCGGUGUGUGAAUGCAUAAACUAUUUGAAGUUUUUGAUAUAUUUGUGAUAUUUAUCUUCCUUGAGCACUGCAAUCUCACCCCCCAAGGGAAUCCAAUGGGAAUGUUUAUUGUGACUUUGUUCUCUGUUGCAUUUUAAAGUUAUUUCCUGUAAUUUAUUUUCAGUACAUAAUUAAAAAUUUGUUGUAUAUAUAAAAUGAAACUUGUGAUUCUUUCUUUAAGGAAUUCUUCAAGUAUGUAUUCCACUACAUAAAUCACAUUUGUUUAUAUUGAAAAGAGCAUGAGCAGGAAACACCCAAGUGAGAGCUCUAAGGUACUGUACCUUUAAGCUAAGCUUGUAAAAAGUUAUUUUUCUGUGUCUGUCUUGGAUAGGGAGAACUUGUGAUUAGCCUGGGUGUAGCUCAGGAUUUAUUAAUUUUUUUUUGUGUGUGUGAUAUAUGUAAGGUUAACAUUUGCAAUAUUUUUGUAGCUUUCUUUUAGGACACCUGUUAAAGCACCUACUUUGGUUUUUAAGUGAAGAAAAUUCAGAUAUUGAAUUGCAUGCCUGAAAACUCUAAGUUUAUCUUGGUUGAUAUUAUUUCCUCCCCCUUUCAACUCCUGUUUUUCUAUGGAUUGUAUUUGUUUCCAUCUGUAUUAAAUUGCUACCAACUCAUCUGUUCUUAAACAUAAAGAAUCCACCUGAAAAGUGUCUCUUUUUAUUUCUUCGACUACCCUGUUUUAUGAAUGCUGUGGACUGUUUUUAUGAAUGAAAAAAAUAAAAAGUUUGUUGUAUAAUAA
Messenger RNA from Myotis daubentonii (Daubenton's bat), 3473 nucleotides. It is a transcript of the gene ATL2, whose product is annotated as atlastin GTPase 2. NCBI's taxonomy places the organism in Eukaryota, Metazoa, Chordata, Mammalia, Chiroptera, Vespertilionidae. The record is from RefSeq and is a predicted model, not a curated record. Gene Ontology annotation, molecular function: GTP binding; GTPase activity.